Pseudozyma flocculosa PF-1 is the source of this 1185-nucleotide messenger RNA. RefSeq lists its product as uncharacterized. The transcript has 2 exons. Gene Ontology annotation, molecular function: structural constituent of ribosome. Gene Ontology annotation, cellular component: mitochondrial small ribosomal subunit. Lineage: Eukaryota; Fungi; Basidiomycota; Ustilaginomycetes; Ustilaginales; Ustilaginaceae. The record is from RefSeq and is a predicted model, not a curated record. The coding region runs from base 1 to 1185 and encodes 394 amino acids.
AUGCCACGACGACUGCCCAACCAGGUCCCUCAGACCGUCUCCCGCCUGCUCGAUGCCGGCUUCCUCAAGCGGCCCCCGGCAUGGUACGAGGCCGUCACAAACCACCCGCCCGCCCCUACUCCUCCCCGCCACGCCAUCGCGCGGCCCAACGAUGACCUUCCCCUCUCGCUCCGCACCAAGCCACCGCGAUCCCACCCCGCCUCUGGCUCCAAGCCCAAGGCGCUCGCAGCACCCGCUGCCGCCUCCGCCGCCCCCAAAAAGGCGUCGGCGCCAUCUCCGGCCGCCCGCUUCCACCAGCGCGACGUCAACAACUCCAAAAAGAAGCUCCGCGCCCAAGGCCCCAAGCUGGCACCCAAGCCCAUCAUCUACGACGAGGACCGCCUGCGCAGGCAGUUCUUCCGUGACCACCCGUGGGAGGCCUACAGGCCAAAGACGCUCGUCGAAAUGACCGACAAGGUCGGCACAGAGUCCCGCGUCAAUGGCGACCCCCGCAAGCUCACCUCCUACGGCCGCAACCCUAGCGUCGAAGACUUCAUCGCCUGUACGCUGGCAGCUCACCGCAACGGAGGGCUCUCGCUCUCGCAGGCCUACCACAACACGCUCUCGUCGUUCUACGCCAUCAAGGCCGAGCAGGAGCACGCCCGGCGCUACGCCAUCCUCGAGGCCAAGUACUACGGCGCCGACCUUGGCAGGAGCGAGACCCAGCGUGGCUUCGAAAAGGAGGACAAGGCUCUCGAAUCCUGGGCUGCGUGGGCCUCGGGCGACCUCCAGGCCGCCAGCGCCGACGACCCGAGGGCGGCGAUAGAGGCGCAGCUAGCAAAGGCGCCGAGGGUCAAGCGGACCGACGAGACCUUCACUGCGGGCGAGAGGUACCUCGAGGCCGCACAGGCCUUCCGCGAGGGCAAGCUCGAUCUUUCCGCCCUGGGCAUCGGACCAUCUGCGUCCACCCCCCUCUCGGCUCUCGCGUCUGCACCCUCUGCUGACGCUGCGGCUGCACACGACCAGUCCAACGGCGUCGACUUCCUUGGUCUGAGGCAGACGGCGAUCCGGAGCGGCGAGGUGGGCCCGGAUGAGGCAGAGGCGCUCGCAGCGACCAUCGAGGAACCCAGCGCGUCGGACGUCGCCAGCCCGCAGGACGACCAGAGGUUCCGCAAGAGGGUCGGGACAAGAGGCCAGCGAAUCUAG